CUGUCUGCGCAUCGGAUAUAAAAGGCCCGCGCACUGUCUUCUCACCACAGUUCAGACACUGCAACAACUCUGCACUGAAAACUUCCUGCUGCUUCUUUCUACACUCAAGAAUGGACUUCCAACUCUUUUCCGUGGUGAUGUUGUUCCUGGCCUGUGUGGAGCAGAGCCUGGCCUCCUGCGUGGUCGACAGCUUCACAGUCAAAGAGGACUUUGACCCCAAAAGAUAUUCAGGAAAGUGGUACGCUCUGCAGAAGAAGGAUCCUGAGGGUUUGUUCCUGCAGGAUAACAUCUCUGCUGAAUACACUGUCGAUGACGAUGGUGCCAUGGUUGCAUCCUCCAGGGGCAGAGUCACCCUCUUUGGGUUCUGGGUUGUGUGCGCUGACAUGGCUGCUCAGUACUCCGUGCCCGACCCCAGCAGGCCCGGCAAGAUGUUCAUGAACUACCAGGGUCUGGCCAGCUACCUGUCCAGCGGCGGUGACAACUACUGGAUCAUUGACACCGACUACGACAACUACGCCAUCACCUAUGCCUGCCGCAGCCUGAAGGAGGACGGAAGCUGCGAGGACGGCUAUGCCCUGGUCUUCUCACGCAACCCCCGUGGCCUCCCCCCUGCCAUCCAGAGAGUCGUCCGCCAAAAACAGGAGGAAAUCUGCAUGGCCGGAGAGUUCCAGCCUGUGCUGCAGUCUGGAGCUUGCUAAACUGCUCCCGAGCUGGAGAUUGUCGAGCCGCUCUUCAUCAAACUGGAUUGAUCAUCCAGCCCAAAAUGAAGACGGAGCUCGUCUCAAACACACAAA
Dicentrarchus labrax (European seabass) is the source of this 794-nucleotide messenger RNA. RefSeq names its product purpurin-like. The record is from RefSeq and is a predicted model, not a curated record. The coding region runs from base 111 to 698 and encodes 195 amino acids. Gene Ontology annotation, molecular function: retinol transmembrane transporter activity; retinoid binding. The transcript is spliced from 6 exons. Lineage: Eukaryota; Metazoa; Chordata; Actinopteri; Moronidae.